AUUUGAAUCAUCGCUUGUGUUGGUGUCAUUUUUCCCGCUAUUCGAAAUCGAGAUGGGGAGCGGCGGCGCUCUUUUACUUUUACAUUGAAUGACUCGAGUAUACCAGGCCGUCGGCAAUCGGGGCUUGUUUUAACAUUUUACUCAAACAAACUGCCUUUUCCAGGAAUGUCUGUGGAGGAGCCGCGCGGCGAGCUAAACCCUGGUAGUGAAGAAUCAACAAAUGCCAAUAAUACUGACAGUGGUGGAAGUUAUGGAAUGCAUUCUAACAAAGGAUUAAGUCACUUUAAUGGAGAUUCAGAUGAAGAAAUUUUUGUCUGCAAAAAAGUGAAGAGAAAAACUCUACGAGAUAGUGAUAGUGAUGAGGAUUCAAGCAACGUAAAAGAAAUUGGGAGCACCAAGUUGGAUAGUGCGACUGAUAAUGAGGAGCAAAGCUUAAAUACCAAUGAUAAAAACAAGAAAAAGAAAUUCCAUCGUGUUCAGAGAGUGAUAAAGAAUAGUGGUGAGAGUGAUUCUGAUGUUGACAAUGAAUGCCAAGCUAGACUAGUAAAAUCCAGUUCUGUUAGUGAUGAAGAUGAGGAAGUAUCCACAGGAGACCUACAACAUAGAACUUCUAGUCUGGAUGAUUCUUCAGCUAGUCAACAAAUGACUAAAAAUUCUUUGCAUCGGGAAGGGCAAGUAAAUCCAAAGAACAAAUCUCAGAGAUCACGAGACAAAAAGAAGAAACAAUUGGAAAUGGUUGAGAAGUUGAAAAGAAAAAAGAAACAAAAAAAACAGGAAGUGCCAACAGAAUUGAAGACUGCGGAUGACAGUGGCUGUCUGCUCAACAACAGUGACCUGUUUGAGACUGAAAUGGACGAUGAGAAUAACCUCAAUGGAGAGGAAGAGGAGUUUUCAUUGGAUGCCAUACGAGCAGCAGUGAAAAAGAAAGCAAAACACCCCAAAAAUCGACAACUUGUUCCUUCUGAAAACCUUCAUGAUUAUGACUGUGAGGAGCAGGUGCAAAAAGAUGGAAAGAAGGUGCGUACAGAGAGGAAGGCAGCCAAAAUGAGUAAGGAGGCAAUGCGCCAGAUUCAUAGUGAAACUCAACGACUGUUGCGAGAGGCAAAUUUAUCUUUGCCCUAUCACCUGCCAGAACCACAAACCAUUCAUGAUUUCUUCAAGAAACGCCCACGUCCAGCCUGCCAAGGAAGUGCCAUGUCAUUGCUCAAAUCAUCUAAGUAUCAACCUUGCUUACAGCAGGACACCUCUGAUUCCACAACAGCGAUUGAAAUGUUAGCCGGCAUCCCUCAAGAUGAUAGGCUAAUUGAUCAAAUGGUGCCAAAUAAUACAAUUUCCAUUUCUACAACAACUCCAGAAAUAGAAGAAUCGCCUUUAAACAAUUCAGAUAAUAAAGAAAAUACUUGCCUUAACUGGCCUGUGACUGAAACCCACAUUGAAAAAAAUGAGGGACAAACAGAAAUAGCGGACCAGUUGAGUCUCUCCACUGACAUAGAGGAUGGAGGAAAAGAAUUAGUAACUCUUGUGCCUAGCACAGAAUCUGACCAUCACUCUUUCACUUUGAAACUAUCUGAGGAAACUGGAUCAAAUGAAAAACUUGCAAUUAUGCCUGGGGAUCCUCCUGUGGAUAAAAUGCAACCUGAUGCCACUGUGAAGCUUCCGGGUGAUGUCUCAACUGUUACAGAAGAAGAGCGGCAGCAAUUGGCAGCAGCUUCAAUGAACAAGCACAGAAAAUCCAAAUUGGAUAAAUUACGGGUGCUGGGAGUGGAUCUAACAUUGAAACCUCACCUUUGUGCCGAUGAAGGUGCAUUUGUUAACCUGGAGGAGCCCAAAGUAAACAAAGAGCUUCAAGCAUUAAAGGAGCGUUUCCUUAAACAUGGUGUCAAGUCUGCUAAGCAGAAUCAAGAACGGCGUGUUGAACUUAACAUUAUUCGAAAAGCAAUCACUGCUGAGGGGAAGGAGGAGCUCAAAACAGAUUCCGUAACCGUGACCGUGGGCAAAAAAGAAGCGGAGGAUUUUGUGCCAACAAAACCAGGGGAGAAGCUACAAGCUUUGAAAGCCAAACUCCAGGAAGCAAUGAAAUUGCGGAGGCUAGAAGAGCGCCAGAAACGGCAAGCACUCUACAAACUUGAUAACGAGCAGGGUUUUGAAGAUGAAGAGGAUGAGGAAGAAGAGCUGACUGAGUCUGAAGAAGACGAGUCUGAGACUGUAGAAUUCCUUCUUGGUGAUGGAGGAGAGCCAGCAGGAGAAGCAGAUGAUGAUACUCAAUCUACUGAUACUGCUCAUAACCCAGAAACCCAGAAGGAAUCUACUCCAAAACCUGUCAAGUCAGAUUUUUUACAGUCCUUUAAUUUUGGUACAGAUUCUUCUUCUAAAACGAGUGAGCAGGCUUCAGGCAACAAAUUGAGGCUGCAACUUCAACAAACCCCACCUAAAGGAAGCAGUAAACUUAGUAAAGAAUUUUCCUCUCGUGUCUCACUACUACUAAAGAGCAAUACAGAUGAAGAUGACUCCACCUCCCAGGCAUCCACAACAAAGGACAAUAGCCAUAACAGCAGCUUUGAGCUAAUUGGAUCAAUGAUUCCUUCAUAUCAACCAAUUAAUAAACAUCCUGGCAGAUUAGGAAUUGCUUUGCAUGGAGGAUUCCGAUCACCAUCACCUAACCUCUUUAAUCCAAAUAGUCAGUUCAAAACAAGCUUCAUUAGUUCAGCAUCUAAGAGUUCUGGGAAGCUAUCUGAACCUUCUAUGCCAGUGGAAGAUUCGCAAGACUUGUACAAUGCAUCUCCAGAACCCAAAAACUCAACCGGUGAAUCUCAAUCCAGGUUCUCCCUUGAAGAUGAAACACAAAGUCAGCUACUUGAUGCAGAUGGGUUCCUGAAUGUGGGUCAUCGCAGCACCAAGUGGCAGCCCUUAAAGCGGCAACUGAUUUUGGAUAGUAUGGAUGAAAAUGCAAUGGAUGCAAAUAUGGGCGAGUUGCUGGGUCUUUGUUCAGGAGAGUUCAAACCUCAAAACCUUGAUACACUAAAGGAUAACAAAGAAAAAGAAAAUAUUGAUGAGCUGCUUGGACUUUGCUCUGGGAAAUUUAUUUCUCCAGCAGAUUCAAUGUCUUCCAUCACUUCAGCUGUAAAGCAACAAAAAUCAACAACCGCAGUAUCGGAUGAUCCUAUGACUGAGGUGCUUGCAAUUUCCUUAGGGUCUUUUCCCAUAAACAGGGAAAAUGAUGAAAACGAAGACGACCAGUUUCAGUUGCAAACAGAUGAUGAAGUUUUUGAGAGUGAGGAUGAUAAAAGUGAAGACGAAGGUGGGGAAGAAGACGAAGGCGGUGAAGAAGAUAAAGAUAGUGAGGAAGACGAAGAGGAGCAGUUGGCUCAGAAAAUUCAACGGAAAAAUAAAUUGAAACUUGGAGACUUUGUAGAAGAAGAGGCUGAACUCUCUGGAGACGGCGGGGCAAGUGAUGAGGAAUACGAUGCAGAAUCUGAUGAGUACGAAGAAGAUGAAAUUGAUGAAGAUCUGCCCUCGGAUGAGGAACUGCAGGAACAAGUGAACAAAAUUCACAUGAAGGUUUUGAUGGAUGACGAUAAACGACAGCUGCGUCUUUAUCAGGAACAAUACUUGGCCGAUGGAGACUUGCACAACGAUGGACCAGGGCGGGCACGAAGAUUCCGUUGGAAAAAUAUUGAUGAUUUCUCGCCCAUUGACCAGUCGCAUGACGAUUCUGAAGAUGAAACAAAUGAGGAAGUAGAUGAGGCAGAAGUAAAAUGGCGGAAGGAUCGGUUUGAACGCGAACAGUGGCUUCGUGAGAAGUCCCAGGAUGCAGACAGUGAGGAAGACGUUGGUGAAGGAAGCCAAUUCAUGAAACUGGCAAAGAAAAUUACCAUCAAAACUUUACAUAAAAGUAGUUCUGCAGAAGUGGUUCCAGAAACAAAAACGCAGGAAUCAAUAGGAGUCAAGUCGCACAAAUCUAUUUUUUGGAGGAAGAAUGGAUCCCUGCUGAACCAACCUCGAGAGGUACUACAGAAGCUGGCAGCAAUAUCAGACUUGAAUCUAAAUGCUCCUCGUGCCAGCUCCCGGAAUUUUGUCUUCCACACACUAUCUCCACAAAAGAAUGACAUGAAGAAACUGGAAUCAAAACCACACACAAAACGAAAGACUGCUGCUACCCCGAUCACUUCAUUAGCAAAGCGACCACGCACUGAGAAGACACCAAAAACGCCCCCCCAAACUAGAAGUAUAUUUCGAUAUUUAGAGAAUUAAUUAUUGUAAUUAUAAUAUAGCUUCACUUGGUAUUCAGUUUGUUUUGUAAAUUAGGUGUGUUCUGCUUGUAUAUGAUUAUAAAUGCUCUUGCUAGAUUGUUUUAUCUGAGAAAUAAAUACCUUUUUUAUAAA
Amblyraja radiata (thorny skate) is the source of this 4382-nucleotide messenger RNA. It is a transcript of the gene clspn, whose product is annotated as claspin. The record is from RefSeq and is a predicted model, not a curated record. The transcript is spliced from 27 exons. Lineage: Eukaryota; Metazoa; Chordata; Chondrichthyes; Rajiformes; Rajidae. Gene Ontology annotation, molecular function: anaphase-promoting complex binding. The coding region runs from base 166 to 4251 and encodes 1361 amino acids. Gene Ontology annotation, biological process: activation of protein kinase activity; mitotic DNA replication checkpoint signaling; mitotic G2 DNA damage checkpoint signaling.